AUCUCUGUGGAUGCUGCAGAGGCUCCGGAGGACGAGGAGGAUGUGCUCGCGGAAGUUUCCGUGAGCGAGGCGGAAAAGAAAGCGGAGGAGGAGGGCAAUGACCCUGAUGCCUAUGCGGCAGCUGUGAAGGAGUCUGCAGAUGCAGUCCAAGGUGCCGACGGAACCGGGAGCGAUUCAUCGUUGGGAUCCAAGGGGACCUUCGUUGUUUGGCCGUUUCGGUCAUGCAUUGCCUGCUGCUUAAAAGCCAGCUUUUCCACCAGAUCCAAUGUACUGUAG
Cladocopium goreaui is the source of this 276-nucleotide messenger RNA. The record is from the annotation of a GenBank genome assembly. Lineage: Eukaryota; Dinophyceae; Suessiales; Symbiodiniaceae.